AUGCCCAGCAAGAAAAAGUACAAUGCGCGCUUUGCUCCCGCCAGGAUUAAGAAGAUAAUGCAGUCUGACGAAGAAGUUGGGAAAGUUUCAGCAGCCGUGCCAGUUAUCAUUUCGAAAGCGCUAGAGAUGUUUCUAGAAUCAUUCCUCGAAAACGCCGACAAGCUCACGAAAGAGCGUUGCGCCAAAACUUUAACCCCUCAGCAUCUUAAACAAAUCAUUCAGACAGACAAUAAAUACGAUUUCCUGAAGGAUCUUGUAUCAGCCAUACCCGAUCUGGGUCCAGAGGAGGACGAGGAUGAAGUUAAAGAACCCGCCGUCAGAAAAAGGCGUAAACCAUCAACAGUCCCGGAAAGUAACGGCCAAGCCGCCCAACCCGAAUUACCAUCUUCACAUAGAGGCAGUGCAUUUUCUCAAGUCGUAAGGUCUGUAUCAGUGUCACAGGACGCACCUAGCUCAUCUCAAACUGUAUCAGGGCCUCAAAUAGUGCCUCCCCAGGGUCCUAACGUGCCCGACUUGUUUCCAAACAUGCCCAGUUAA
Molecule: messenger RNA, 537 nt
Organism: Bolinopsis microptera
Lineage: Eukaryota; Metazoa; Ctenophora; Tentaculata; Lobata; Bolinopsidae
Product: dr1-associated corepressor-like
Exons: 1
Coding region: 1-537 (178 amino acids)
Biological process (GO): transcription by RNA polymerase II
Cellular component (GO): negative cofactor 2 complex; nucleus
Molecular function (GO): core promoter sequence-specific DNA binding; RNA polymerase II general transcription initiation factor activity; protein heterodimerization activity
Source: RefSeq, a predicted model, not a curated record